ACAACGCUGUAAAUGUUAUCGAAAAGAUGAGAACGCAUAAACAAUAGAAAUAAAUAUUAUUGAAAAUAAAGGCAAUGAAAAGAAAUAAUCAUUGUUUUUUGUUGGAGCGUGCGAGCUAAACUAUAUAAAACUUCCGCAUUGUUCGAUUUAAGAAACAAUUCCUGCAUACAAAUUCAAGGACGACAAGUGGCUGCCACCAAAAUCAAGAGUAAUCGAUAAAAUUCCAAGUUCUAUGUAAUAAGGAAUUGGCUAUUGUACACAAUUAAAUUCUAAAGUGCAAUUAGAAUAUAAUACCAGUUAAUUAUGGCAACCGAUGAGGAAUUGCCCGACAAAUUGAACAAACUUCAAAUUGCUCCAGUUCUGCCACAGGCCAAACUAACAGCAAACAACACUCCCUUAGCCCUCAAUCCAUUCUUCGGUGUAAGUGGUGAUUUUGCAAAGUCGACCAAAGCAACAAAUGAAAACGACGACGAAGGCAAGCAUCGCAAAUCGCUGUGGAUGCCAUCAAGAAGUGUAAGUUGUCAUAGAUGUCGGUUUAGGCGUGCCUCAGAAAGUAGUGUCCUAGAUGAACUGAAACAUAUACCAUCUUCUAAUACUAACUUGAUGGGAUGUCCUCGUCUAUCACUUCUGAAUAGUGGGGUGUUGAAGCAAUCACUUAAGAAAGGCGUAGCAUCAGCAGCUAGUUCGGGCAGUCGCAAAAUACUACUGAGAGAACCGGUUCUAAAGGCGUUAUCUUUUUGUUUGCAUCCCCAAAGCAGUGCAAGGAGAAAACUUACGUCUUCUAAAAAUGGAGAAGAUGGAUUUGAAUUAUGCAACCCAAACAAUGAAAGGCUCCCUUUAACCACGAAGGGUAUGAGCGAUUUCCGUGAUUUAAUUGAUGAAUGCCACAAUCUCUUGAAAGAAGAUGUUCAAUUUAGCAGUCGCCCGGACCUUAUUAGUAUGCCCAACAGGAACUCAAAGACUUUCACCAAAAUGCAAUCACAAACCUGCAGUAGUAAACAGCGCCACCGAACCAAUUCGAAACCAAAGGCACUGGAUAGUUCUGUAACGGAAGACCGUAUUGGGGGCUGUGUCAGUGACUCAGUUACAGACAAUAGUCAUAAUUUUAAUGCGUUGGCACAGCCUCCUCUAAAUGUGCAACGCAGCGGUUACGCUGAACAACGAUGUAGCACAACUUGUUCACAGCAGGCUGCUGGAAACAGUGCAGUAGCGCCCUCUGACGAUAUCACUAUUACUGAGUUGGCCAGUUAUUUUGAUACAUUUGUUCACAUCCCAAAAAAGAUGUCGUCGAUGGCCGAAAUGAUGUACAUAUAGGAAGAAGGAAACUUUUUUAAACCAUUCAUAUUAGUAGUUUUAUGCAAGUUCCCAAAUGAGCAGAACAAAGAAAAUGAUCGAUUCUUCAUUUGUUUCCACCAUGGAAAAUAAACAAAUAAAUUGUAGGUUCAAUAUGUGUGUACCUAACGCCAAUAUCCUUAUUUCGUAUGCAUAUACAUAUAAUUUUAAUCUUUUUUUUUAUAAUGAAUAAUAAUUUCAAUAUAGCUACAAUCAUAUACACUCGUACCAUCUUGAACAAAAAGUGGAUAAUGGAUUACAAAUUUACAUUUCAAAUGCUGUGUAUGUUUUUAACUUUUUAGAAUGGAUGGAUUUAUUCUCUAAUAAAUGUACUCGUAAAACACUAA
Messenger RNA from Stomoxys calcitrans (stable fly), 1679 nucleotides. RefSeq lists its product as uncharacterized. Bases 304 to 1314 code for a protein of 336 amino acids. The record is from RefSeq and is a predicted model, not a curated record. Gene Ontology annotation, biological process: cellular response to hydrogen peroxide. The transcript is spliced from 2 exons. Lineage: Eukaryota; Metazoa; Arthropoda; Insecta; Diptera; Muscidae.